This is a messenger RNA of Triticum urartu, 1660 nucleotides long. The record is from RefSeq and is a predicted model, not a curated record. NCBI's taxonomy places the organism in Eukaryota, Viridiplantae, Streptophyta, Magnoliopsida, Poales, Poaceae.
CUGAUCCCAGUCCCUUUUUCAUGUGGGUGGAGCAUUCAGUACGGGGCAAAAAUAAAUUCUGCAGAACAUAUUCGUCAUCACCCUGCCACCAAAGCUUUCGCGCCUGCUGUGCUGCGAUGGAAGAAGCAGCAGCCGGCGCCGGCGCCGGCGCCGCGCUGGAGGUGGUGGUGUUCCCAUGGCUGGCGUUCGGGCACAUGCUCUCGUUCCUCGAGCUGUCCAAGCGCCUGGCGGCUCGUGGCCACGCCGUCGCCUUCCUCUCCACGCCACGGAACCUCGCCAGGCUCCCGCCGGUGCCGCCGCACCUCUCGCCUCGCCUCCGCUUCGUGUCGCUGCCGCUGCCGCGCGUCGACGGGCUGCCGGAAGGCGCCGAGUCCACGGCCGACGUGCCGCCCGACAAGAUCGAGCUCCUCAAGAAGGCCAUGGACGGGCUCGCGGCCCCGCUCGCCGCGUUCCUGGCCGACGCCGUCGCUGCUGGCAGGAGGCCCGACUGGAUCGUCCAUGACUUCUGCCACCACUGGGUCCCGCCCAUCGCCGGCGGGCACGGUGUGCCGUGCGCCGUGUUCAUCAUCGUCUACGCCACCUUCAUGGCCUUCCUGGGGCCGCGGUCGGCGAACGCCGAGCACCCGCGCGCGGCGACAGAGGACUUCGCCGUCGCGCCCAGGUGGAUCCCGUUCCCGUCCACGAUCGCGUACCGACGCCGCAGCGAGGCCGAGUGGAUCGCCGCCGCCUUCCGCGCCAACGCGUCCGGCGUGUCCGACAUGGACCGCGUGUGGCGGCUCUUCGAGCGCUGCCGCCUGGCCAUCUACCGGAGCUGCGACGAGGUCGAGCCCGGGAUGUUCGCCCUCCUAGCCGACCUCUUCCAGCAGCCCGUCGUCCCCGCCGGGAUCCUGCUUCCUGCCGUGAUCGCUGAUGGCGACGGAGAGCGUCCUGAGACCCUGCGCUGGCUCGACAACCAGCCCGCCAAGUCAGUCAUCUACGUCGCGCUGGGGAGCGAGGCGCCGCUGACUCCAGGGAUCCUGCACGAGCUCGCGCUCGGGCUGGAGCUCGCCGGGGUGCGCUUCCUGUGGGCUCUACGCAGGCCGUCCGGGAUGUUCAGCGCCGCCAUCGACGCCGUCACGGACGACGAUCUCCUGCCCGCCGGGUUCGAGGAGCGGACGCGGGGGCGAGGGCUGGUGCACACCGGGUGGGUGCCGCAGGUGGCGGCGCUCGCGCACGGCGCGACGGGCGCGUUCCUGACGCACUGCGGGUGGGGCUCCACCAUCGAGAGCUUCGCGUCCGGGCACCCGCUGGUGAUGCUCCCGUUCGUCCUGGACCAGCCCCUCGUGGCGCGCGACAUGGCGGAGAGGGGGAUCGGCGUGGAGGUGGCGAGGGACGAGGGCGACGGCUCGUUCGACAGGGACGGCGUGGCGGCGGCGGUGCGGCGCGUCACGGUGGACGAGGAAGGGAAGGCGCUCGCCAGCAACGCCAUGAAGCUGCGAGAGGUUCUCAUGGAUCAGGGGCGGCAGGAGAAGUACAUUGACGAUCUUGUGGAGCACCUGAGGCGCUACAGAGGCUGCUGCUAGUGGCGUGCUCCAGAUUUGGCAAUGAAAGUGUGAAAUGGUGAAAACCAUGUGAAAAUGAAAAUCGAUCAAUAAGUUUCACAAUGAGAAAUUUUAACAUA